UCUCUCCGGUGGAAAUCUCAGAGCAAUGAAUGCUACAGCGUCUCCACGAGUGUUGACCGGCCACAUGUGGGGGUGGGAAGGUGCCGCGUGAAACAAACCAAAGGACAGAAGCUAAACCAGGAUUUACUUCAUACUGAAGCUCUGGGACGGAGUUUUGUUCUCUCAGCGGUUCUGUGGGUAAAGUAGAGAAAGUUGGUCUCCGCAGAGGAAACAAGGCAAGUCAGGACUGAACGGCGUGGAAUAUCUGUGUUGUCGAAACCUUGAGGAAUAAGGUUAUCUGCUCGGCUGAUUUGUGUGCGUGCACAGGCGGAAAAGCCUGGAUAGUGUGAAGGAAACUAAUGAAAGUUGACUGCGGCUGGAAGAACAGGAGCAUUUGAAGUGAGAGGAGGCUGGAGACAAUGAAAGGUUGUGAUGAGUUCUCAUGAGCCAUGGAGUGACUGGAGAUCACAAGCUGAGCUUCCACAGGUUUCAUCCAGAAGGAUGAAUGUUUGAACCUGAACUGCUGAGAGGUCAAGAGGUGACAAACCUCUGUAAAGCACCACUGGAAAUAAAUGGUCUUCUACCAUGCCUCCAGGGACAGUGUGUCAUCUUUCAGUGUUGAUUGUCCGGACACUGUUGACUCUCCUGCUUGUAGCUCUUGGCUGGCCCUGUGUUUCCACAUCCAGUAGCGUUUGGGGAUUAGACUUAUCCCACUCUGAUCCUUAUCCCACCUUCAUACGGAAUGACACGCAGUUUGAGCACCUUGCCCUGCAUCCUGAUCCCAGUGUAGGUUGGGUCUAUGUUGGAGCUCGAGAUCAUUUGUUCCAGUUGGAUCGAUUCCUCCAAACUAAGCUUCAGUUUGACACUGGACCUGUCACAGACAGCCGAGAAUGCUUACCUCCAGUGACAGAGAGCAACUGCCCUCAGGCAAAGGAAACCAGCAACCACAACAAGCUCCUGCUGGUUGAUCCGUACUCUAUGGAGCUCAUUACCUGUGGGAGCAUCAACCAAGGAAUCUGCCAGAAGCGUAGCCUGGAUUCUGUGGAUAAAGUACUUUUCUCUACAGAGAGGCCAGUGGAUACUCAGUAUGUUGCAGCUAACCACCCCAACGUUAGCACCGUUGGGCUUGUUGUUCGCCCUCAUCCUGACAGGCGGCCGGUGCUAUUUGUGGGGCGGGGAUACACCAGCAGUCAUCCACCCAUUUCCACCAGAAACCUUGCCCAGGAGCCCAUCUUCUCCUAUGAGGAGACUGCCAAGCUGGCGGUGGCUGGCCGUCUCUCAGAAUAUGACCAUCAUUUUGUGGCUUCAUUUGCUCACCGUCACCACGUAUACUUCCUCUUCUACAGGCGGGAUCUGAAGUCACAGUCAAGGGAAUACCGUACUUACAUCUCACGCGUAUGCUUGGAUGAUCAGUCCUAUUACUCCUACGUGGAGGUACCCUUGACAUGUCGUUCCAGGGCGGGUAAAGUUUACAACCUCCUACAAGCUGUCCAGCUGGGGCUUUCCAAGGAUGGUGGCGAUAGUCAGGGUUCAGAGAUUCUUCUGGGGGUCUUCUCCACUCAUUUGGCUUCCUCAGCUCGGCCCAGUGAGGACUCUGCUCUCUGCAUGUUUAAUCUUGAAGAUGUGGACCAGAGGAUCAACUCCACCAGAGACCUGUGCUAUACACAGAUGGGUAGAGAAGCACGAAUGGAAGCAGCCUACAUCGAAUAUGAAGUCAAAUCGAACUGUGCCAACCUUCCAGAGAACACCCUGGAUGCCUACCCCUGUGGCUCUGACCAUACUCCCAGUCCCAUGGCCAGUCGGAUCGCUGUGGAAGUGGAGACCAUAUUGGACAGUCCAUCUGCCCGCCUCACUGCUGUGGCUGUCAGCGUUAAGGCGGGGCACACAAUCGCCUUUCUAGGAGACUCCAAAGGGAACGUGCACAAGGUGUUCUUGGGACCGAACGGCGAGGUGGAGGAGUACUCUGUGGUCUCUGUACAGCAGAAUGCAGUCAUCAGCUCUGACCUGAUCCUGGACCAGAAAGAAGAGCAUCUCUUCAUCAUGACCCAGAACAUGCUGCAGAAGAGGCCGGUGGCUGAAUGCCAGCAUCACCCAGACUGUCACUCCUGUCUGCUGGCCCACGACCCCUACUGUGGCUGGUGUGUCCUGGAAGGAAGGUGUGUUUUGAAAUCUCAGUGCAGUCGUGGGAGUCGGCCCGGUCAGUGGCUGUGGAGCUUCGACAUAGAGCAACAGUGUUUGGCUAUCCAGGACCUCAACCCCUCAAACAUCAGCAGGGAGGAGAGCAAGAUGGUGUCUCUGUCCAUUCCAGGACUCCCUGUCUUAGAAAAAGGAGAGUCCUACUCCUGCUUCUUCCAGGACAGCCGCAGUCCCGCCACUGUCACUGAGGCUGGGGUCACCUGCCGGUCUCCGGACACAAGAAGAAUACCAAUGGUGCCUCCAGGACAGGAUUUUGUCACCCUCAGCUUGUCUCUUCGAUUUGGAGACGUUGCCGUCACAGCCAGAGAUUUCACCUUCUACGACUGUACAGCUGUGAAGCAGCAGUCCGGCAGCACGCCUUGCCGUGGAUGUGUUUUGAGUAAAUGGGGCUGUAACUGGUGCGUCCACCACCACACGUGUACCCAUAAGCCCGUCUGUGGGGAAGGAGUGAUCAUCUACAACCAACAUUUUAAACUCCCCACCUCAUCUCCUCCCACAACCAAAAUUACUAAAAUCAUCCAAACAGCCGCGGUCACAACAGCUGCCACCAUGGCAACCUCCAAUACUCCUCUGACAACAACAACUUUUGCCAUUACAACAGCUGUAGUUCCUGUUACCAUAGCAACCACUCAGAAGCCAACCACCUCUAUUACACACACUACAACCACCAGCCCUGAUCCAACCACCACACCCACCACGGAACCCCCUCAGCCUUCCAGCGUGCCCCCACCCAGCACCACUCAGGCCACCACCAGGAAGGAGGAAGAUGCUAUGACUGACCAGCUUCAAGUUGUCACUCAGAGCAGCUCUGAAGGAGCUGUUGUUACAGCCAGUGUUGUUGUGGGAGCAGCAGAGUUGAUGCCCAUCACUACCACUGAUGGUCUGAGCGGAGAUCUGGACCCCGUGAUGCCUCUGAUGGUUUCCAAGGAGUCCACCCCCAGCACCACCCAUGAAGCUGAUGGAACUGCCAGCCUUGCAGAGCCUCCCACCCUGGCCUCGUCUGGCAUCCCCCUGUCCACACCCAUCUCCGCAGGAGAAGCUGCUGAUUCUGAGUCCCCCACUUACCUGGCCCUAACCCAGACCCCUAUGCUGCUACUCCCAGAAGACUCCGUUACUGAAGCAGGGAGUCCAGGAAUCGACCCUGAAGUCCUCACCGAGUUGGAAAAUGACACAGCCACGUUUUCAGCUCCCACGGUGCUCUCAGGUGAUGGGGAAGUCGACCACAGCCUCCCGUCUUACUCACACCUAAUAGAUACUGACUCAGAACUAGAGCUGGACUACCAGUAUGAUCCAGCUGAUGCCUUUCUUCCGGGUGAUGAAGGUUCCUACAUCAGCUGGGGUUCCUCUGCAUGUCCCUGCGUGGAGAAGGUCCAAGGUUUGUCGCUACUUCCUGUCAGAGUUGAGAGGAAGAUCACUUUACUGGCACGUAACCUCCAUCUCUAUCAGGAUGAAGAGCUGGACUACGAGUGUGUGUUGGUCAUCGAAGGGCAGACGGUGGUGGUGGAUGCCUACGUGGAGACCGAUGAUAUGAAUCCAUCAAACUUCGACAUCACAUGUCAGCUUCACCAGUAUACCUACUCUGCUCCGGUGGAUGAAUAUAAAGCCAUGGUAUACGUGAAGAGGAGAGACACCUUCCAUGUGGACAGUUCUCCGGAUCUACAUGUGACUCUGUACAACUGUUCCGUGGGUCGAUCUGACUGCAGCCGCUGCCACACCGCUGACCAGAAGUAUGGUUGUGUGUGGUGUGGUGGCCAUCAGGCCACCUGUGUUUACUCAGACUCCUGCAGUGAACCUGUACAAAAGACAUGCCCCGCCCCCGUCAUACACUCUAUUGAGCCACUUUCUGGCCUGUUGGAAGGAGGCACCAUGGUAACCAUUUCAGGCUCCAACCUGGGCCAAAGGGCCGGAGACAUCCUUCACUCUGUGUCAGUUGCUGGGGUGCCAUGUACCGUCAUACCACAACUGUACGAGGUGUCCUCCAGGAUCGUGUGUAGGACCAAACCCAGUAGAGAGGAGAAGGUGGGCUAUGUGUCUGUGGAAGUGAGUGGAGGGGAGUUUGGCCGGUCCAGCCAGUCUUUCAGCUACCAGGAUCCACAGGUGACAGGAGUUUCACCCAAAAGGGGCCCAAAGGCAGGAGGAACUUCUCUCACCAUCGCAGGCCAAAACCUGCUGACGGGUCGUCCCUCUGACCUCACCAUCACUGUGGGAGGGGUGUCCUGUAAAAUCGUAUCAGAAGUCCAGAGCUCCAGCGUUCAGUGUGUAACCGGCAGCGGUAACAAGACAGGAGAUCAACGGGUCACACUCCAUUACGGCAGCAGUCAGCGUCACCUCCACACAUCCUCCUACCGCUACACCCACAACCCCAACAUCAGCCAUGCCACACCAGCCAAGAGUUUCCUCGACGGUGGUCGACUAAUCUCUGUGCACGGCCACAACCUGGACGUGGUCCAGGAGCCAUCGAUGUUGGUCAGUUUCUCUCCCAACAACGCCAUCAGCCAGAAUCCAAGGAAGAAGACGAAGAGGAGGAAGAGGAGACACUCAGAAAAGAUGGAGGACAGGGAGAGAACCAUCCGAAGGCCGGACCGGAUGGUUUCUGAUCCAGUUUGUUCUGGAGACCCACUCUGCUCUGUCAAACAGUACACGGAGCGCUGUGAGGUCAACUCCUCCUCCCUGAUCCUGUGCCGCUCUCCAAAGGUGGACCCGUCCAUCUUGGGGUCGAAGGUCACAGUGGCAUUUCUACUAGACAACCUGCGCUUUGACUUCAGUUCUUUGAACACUCAGCCCUUCAGUUAUGAGCCCAACCCUGUCCUACAGCUCCUGAACCAGCAGGACCCCCAGAAGGCCUACCGCUACAACCCCGGCAGCUUCAUCCAGCUGGAGGGGGACAACCUCGACCUGGCCAUCACUAAAGAGGAGGUGGUGGUAUUGAUAGGAGAGGGAGUUUGUGCUGUUAAGACCUUGACCAGAAACCAUCUGUACUGUGAGCCUCCACCUCAGCAGCCUCCACCAGGACCAAACUGCAACAAGUGUGAGGGCUCCGACCAUCUGCCUGAAUUCACUGUCCACAUGGGCAACCUGAAUUUCUCUCUUGGCAAAGUUCAGUAUGACAACCUUAGCCCUUCCACCUUCCCACUGGAGGCUCAGAUUGGAGUUGGGGUUGGAGCCUCCAUCGUUGCCCUCAUCGUCCUCAUUAUUGUCCUCAUAUACAGGAGGAAGAGCAAGCAAGCGUUAAGGGAUUACAAGAAGGUCCAGAUCCAGCUGGAGAACCUGGAGACCAGCGUGAGAGACCGCUGCAAGAAAGAGUUCACAGAUCUGAUGACAGAGAUGAUGGACAUGUCCAGCGACCUGGUGGGCUCGGGCAUCCCCUUCCUCGACUACCGAAUGUACGCAGAGCGCAUUUUCUUUCCUGGCCACCGGGAGUCUCCACUGAGGCGAGAUCUUGACGUCCAGGAGUGUCGGAGGCAGACGGUGGAGCAGGGCUUGGUUCAGCUGUCAAACCUGCUCAAUAGCAAACUUUUCCUCACUAAGUUCAUUCACACUCUUGAGAACCAGCGGACAUUCUCUCCUCGGGACCGAGCCUAUGUGGCCUCCCUUCUGACUGUGGCACUUCACGGCAAACUGGAGUAUUUCACUGACAUCCUCAAGACUCUCCUGAAUGAUCUAGUGGAGCAAUACGUAGCCAAGAACCCCAAACUAAUGCUACGAAGAACAGAGACUGUGGUGGAGAAGCUUUUGACCAACUGGAUGUCCAUCUGUCUGUAUGCUUUCCUCAGGGACUCAGCAGGAGAGCCUCUGUACAUGUUGUUCAGGGCCAUAAAACACCAGGUAGAUAAAGGACCCGUGGAUACUGUCACCGGGAAGGCCAAAUAUACCCUAAAUGACAACCGCCUGCUGAGGGAGGAUGUGGAGUACAAGACCCUGACACUGAAUGUGUUGGUGCAGAGUGCAGGGGUGAACGAGACGCAGCCGUUGCCCUCCAAAGUGCUGGACUGCGACACCAUCACACAGGUGAAGGAGAAGCUGCUGGACCAGGUGUACAAGGGCACUUCUUUCUCUCAUCGGCCCCACGUCGACUCACUGGACCUUGAGUGGAGGUCUGGCGUUGCCGGGCAUCUCAUCCUGUCAGAUGAGGACCUGACGUCUGUGGUUCAGGGCAACUGGAAACGUCUCAACACUCUGCAGCAUUACAAGGUCCCAGAUGGUGCAACAGUAGCGCUGGUCCCUCGCCACACCAAAAACAUUCACCAUGACAACCACGACUACAUAGCUGGAGAGAGUGAGUUCCUUUGCAAAGAGACGCCGAUGCUGGAGGAUGCAGAUGAAGGUGGAGUGAAGCUGUGGCAUCUGGUGAAGGCCAGCGAGGAGCCGGAACUGCCUAAACACCGCCGAGGCAGCCUGAGGGAGAGGGAGAGAGCCAAGGCCAUCCCCGAGAUCUACCUGACCCGCCUGUUGUCCAUGAAGGGGACGCUGCAGAAGUUUGUAGACGAUCUGUUCACCGUGAUCCUCAGCACCAGCCGUCCAGUACCUCUGGCUGUCAAGUAUUUCUUUGACCUGCUGGAUGACCAGGCGGGACAACACAACAUCACCGACCCGGAAACGAUCCACAUCUGGAAGACCAACAGUCUCCCUCUGCGCUUCUGGAUCAACAUCAUCAAGAACCCUCAGUUUAUCUUUGAUGUCCAGGCAUCAGACCAUGUGGACGCUGUCCUCUCCGUUAUCGCACAGACCUUCAUGGACUCCUGCACCAUUGCAGAGCAUAAGCUUGGUCGGGAUUCUCCCAUCAACAAGCUGCUGUACGCCAGAGACAUUCCUCGCUACAAACAGAUGGUGGAAAGGUACUACGCUGACAUCAGGCAGACCAUCUCAGCCAGCGACCAGGAGAUGAACUCUGCUCUGGCUGAGCUGUCCAGGAACUACUCAGGAGAGCUCAACUACCUGGUGGCACUGCAUGAGCUCUACAAGUACAUCAACAAAUACUACGACCAGAUCAUUACAGCGCUGGAGGAGGACCCCACAGCGCAGAAGAUGCAGCUAGGAUACCGACUGCAGCAGAUCGCUGCUGCCGUGGAGAAUAAAGUCACUGAUUUGUGACAGAAAACAUUUUGCUGAGUUACUACUGAGAUGUUUUCAAGCUAGGAAUCAGAAGAUGGAAGCUGGCCUCAAAGUUCACGUCCCAGCACAUUUUCUGUUUUUUUGCCAUCUGCUUCAGUGGCGUUUAGUGGACAGUCUGAGGCUCGGAGUCUUCUGUAGAAGCAGGAUGUGCAGAGGCUGAAGGCAGAUGGACAGAGUUGGGGGUCUGAAAGACCCCGUCAAGAACGUGCGCUGGGAUGAAAACCUGACCUGGUCUGAAGACUGAUGUCACCGUUUUCCCUCUGGAGUUUUUUGAAGCGGUACUUCUUACAGUUCGUGUGUUUGUCACUGCUGUACGGUCAGAAAUUAUUUCCUACUAUCCAAGCUCCCCUGUUCUCCAGUUUCUGAUAUGGAAUACUGAAGAAACAGGUAGAAAUUUUGAGAAAAUAAGGUUUUAGACAGCCCGAAGCCAGCUGCAGAUAUCACAGUUUAACGCCGUUCUACCUCAGCCCGCGGUGCUGCUUCAGCAUGUCCAAACUUCCAGAUGUUUUAUCUGCCAGAUCUGCCUUCACAGCCUAUAAACACACACAUUUCAGACAUCUCUGCUCCAUUUUAAGGUACUUAAAACACUCCAGCUUCUAUUUCUUGGUUGUAUUUUUGUUCUUUUUAUCACGUGGUUGUGUAUACACCUCAAAUUGUCUGAUUUUCUUUUAAGGAACUUGUCUUAAUUUAGGACAGUUGCUGUGCCUCCAAGCUGAAAGCAUGAUGGUUUAUGUGCAUCAAUCACAGAGUGGCACUGUUUCAUAUCCUGACUUUGACGCACAUGAAUAAUACGUUACUGCUUCAUAGGGUACAUUUCAUUUUUUCACGUCCUUUUCUCGUAAUUUUCUUCCUCAAGGACUGAAAUGGCCUCCAACUUGAUGUCAGGGCAACGUAUGAUCGAAUGCUGGUUGUUUUCUUCAGUUCAGAGUCAGUUCAGGGGGGAAUCCAAACUUAUGAAUAAUCAGACUUUGCAGCAAGGGUUGCAGCAGUGUUUGUUCACACUUUUCAGUAAAAUGUCUCAGAUUUCACAUGCAGCUGUUCCAGCUUUAAGUAAUGGUGUUCAUGAUCUACCCGAUCCAAGAAUUAAGACUAAAUGUAAAACCCAACAGAUAUCAAAACAAACUGCCUGGUUAGUUGCAUCAGUUUGAGCCUGAUGCUUGUCCUUACCGGACUCAGCAGGUCCGAUUGUAGCCCACAGGUCUGUCAUUACGUAACUAAACACAACAACUAAUAAUGACUUGUAUGUACAGAUGGUUUGUUUUAGUUGAACACUGUUCAGAUGGAGGGAAAACUAACUGCUGUUAGGCUGUAUAAAUUUAGCAAUGUAGAGCAGGCUCUGCAAGGAGCAGUUUUAAAGAUGUUUCUUAUUUCAUGUUGACAUUAUUGUACAUACUUACUUUUAAAUGUAACUGUAGGAAUUUAACCUGUUUAUUAAGCCAGUGUACAUUUUCACAGAUGUAAUAAAAUAUUAUUCAAAUGGU
Messenger RNA from Melanotaenia boesemani (Boeseman's rainbowfish), 8768 nucleotides. It is a transcript of the gene plxnb1b, whose product is annotated as plexin b1b. Gene Ontology annotation, biological process: regulation of cell migration; regulation of cell shape; negative regulation of cell adhesion. Gene Ontology annotation, cellular component: semaphorin receptor complex. The coding region runs from base 565 to 7266 and encodes 2233 amino acids. Lineage: Eukaryota; Metazoa; Chordata; Actinopteri; Atheriniformes; Melanotaeniidae. The record is from RefSeq and is a predicted model, not a curated record. Gene Ontology annotation, molecular function: protein binding; semaphorin receptor activity. The transcript is spliced from 39 exons.